This is a messenger RNA of Cherax quadricarinatus, 4297 nucleotides long. Its product is annotated as protein hunchback-like. Gene Ontology annotation, biological process: regulation of transcription by RNA polymerase II. NCBI's taxonomy places the organism in Eukaryota, Metazoa, Arthropoda, Malacostraca, Decapoda, Parastacidae. The record is from RefSeq and is a predicted model, not a curated record. Gene Ontology annotation, molecular function: DNA-binding transcription factor activity, RNA polymerase II-specific; RNA polymerase II transcription regulatory region sequence-specific DNA binding.
UACGAGGGUGGAUGUACGUCAUCUCUCUCUCUCCUCCCACCAUUCACCGCCUUCCCCAUGGUGCUACCCAUUACCUCGCUAUCUGACGCUACCCAUUACCGUGCUACCCACCCAUGGAUUGUAUAUAACUAUUAAUGCAAGGGAAAAAAAAGGCAUCUCAGUGACUUACUGGUAUGUGUGUUUAAUAUCGACUUUGACAGCCCAGUUACGAAGGAUUACUUUCCUCGGGUCUGAUGUAUCUCCUCCCUGGAACGGAGGUAUGAUAGCGCUCACACAGACAAGAGAGGGGAAACCCAGUAGUGGCCAGCAGAGAAGCGAGGCCAGGAGCUGAGACUCGACUACUGCAAUCACAAAAAAGAAUAAAGUUCGGUGGCUUCCGUCUGUCUGAUGCUGCAGCAGACCGAACUAGAAGACCACUUCCCAGCCCACUCACCUACAAUGUCUGCUGACUGCGAGGCUGUACCGCCACAGCUGCUUCCCACCAGUACUCUGUCUCCCGACUCGCCCGUCACCGCUGCUGCCACUCCCUCAGAUCGACAUGGCUCAACUGGCAUCAGUUACGAAGGGAGAAUCUCUGUUAUUCCGCCCCUGGGAGGAUACGAAGCCACAAUGAGAGCGGCAAUGGAACUAGAUCGCGUACAUCUAAGAGAUCAACAGGUUCCAAUGGAAACGAGUCUUCACUCUGAUCGUCAAUGCGAUGGGAUACAGAUUCAGAAGAAUUUCCGUCACUUGUACGAACAACGCGUCAGGAUAAACGAGGCUAGUCAUAUGCACGCACAGCGAGAGGAUCUGAGACAGGCGUAUCCUCAGCCUCAAGAUAUUAGCGCUCUCAAAGAUGAACCCAUGACUAUAUCCAGCGAACAAGAUGCGGAAACCACAGCAGAAAAUGAAUUUAGUCCUCAUUUUUCCCAGUCCCAUCAGUCACCUGGCGACAGUGCUUAUAUUCCCAGAGAGCAGUCUCCGACAGCUGGACAUUCGCAGGAGAUGAGUAUUAAGGAAGAGCCAAAACAGGUAGAGGAAUCUCAAACUGAAGCUUCGGAACGUGAAGACUGCGAUCGGGAUAACGAUUCCAACACUGUGCUUCGGUUUGCUCGACCUGACCAAAGUGAUCCAACAAGAUCUCCAAUUGAAAAAGCUGGAGAAUCACCGGAUCUCCCAACAGAUUCGGCUAGAAUUCAGUCCAACAAGGAGCAGAGUCAGUCUUUCCAUGCGUAUGAUCCCUCAUACGGGAAUACUGGAAACCUAGAGAGAAUGUCUCCCUAUGAUGGGACUUAUCAGGGGAUUAAUGAACACAUGCCAUCCAGCGUGGAACCAGAUGGUGACGAUACCACAGAUUCCUGUAUGAUGAAUAGCGACGGUGAUAUGGAUCAUCUCUCCCGCUUGCAAAACGCCAUGAAGUUAUCAGGAGUCAUGUCCGGGAAUGAAGGGGAAACAGGAGACAAACCUCAACUGUUUCAGUGCCAUAUUUGCUCAUAUUCUGGGACGUCUCGCUUUCACUUCAACGCUCAUCUUAACACUCACUACGACCACAAGUGUGCAAAGUGUGAAUUUACCACCCAUACAGAGCCCAAGCUGAGAGAACACAUGCAGGAAAAGCACGGCAUGAGCGUCGAUUCAAACGAGGACCUGGAGAGUAUCCGAGUGCCACGAGUCAAUGCACAGGGGAAAGUGAAAACAUUUAAAUGUAAACAGUGCAAAUAUGUGGCCAUUACCAAGGGUGACUUCUGGGAGCACGCUCGCUCACACAUCAAGAGUGAGAAACUUCUAACCUGCCCUAAAUGCCCUUUUGUUACAGAAUAUAAACAUCACCUGGAAUAUCACCUCAGAAAUCAUUUUGGGUCGAAACCUUUCAAAUGUAACAAGUGUAAUUACUCCUGUGUGAAUAAAUCAAUGCUAAACUCGCACAUGAAGUCCCAUAGUAAUAUAUAUCAAUAUCGGUGUUCAGACUGCACCUACGCCACUAAAUAUUGUCAUUCUCUUAAACUUCACCUACGUAAGUAUGGUCAUAACCCAGCCAUGGUGCUCAACCCUGACGGAACUCCAAAUCCCAUUCCCAUUAUUGAUGUUUAUGGAACACGAAGGGGACCCAAGCUGAAGAAAGAUGAUAAAGGAAUGCCAAUUCUGCCUCCUCAUUAUCAGAUUCAAGCUCAGCUGUUAAAGGCACAGAUGCAUGUCACCGGGAAGAUUCCUUCAUCAUCAACCUCGCCCCUAGAGAGUCAUGUUCCAGCAGCCAGACAGCCAGGUCCCGUCCCACCACCGUCAUGCACCAGGCCUCCACACUCACCGUUUUCCUACACUUAUCCAAACAUGAUUGAGAACCUCCAAAGUUCUUCGCCAAUCCUUUCUCGAGCUCUUGAAAAGUCCCCCGAGGACCUUUCUCGUCCGCUAGAGGGCCGCGAGCAGUUGCGAGAACUCUUAUUGGAAAGAGAACGUGCAGUGAAUAUUAAUCCUAUGUCACCAAAGGAUGUCUUAAGAUGCUCGUUCUGUGACUUCUCCACAGAUCGUCGUGAGUUGUUCUCACAACAUAUGGUGAUUCACGCAGGCUCUGAGCGGCGAGACGAUGUGGAUGACACUCCUAAUUCCCCUCAAACAAUUGAACGUUCUUUAAGCCCAGAACGUCGUUCCAGUUCACCAGUACGCCCUCCCAUUUUUCCACACCAGCAGCCAUCAUUCACUAACAACGAGAUUGGUCCCCUAUAUUCACCUUUAGCUGCAGCUCACAAUCUGAAAGAAUAUCUAGCUCGCAUGAAUCCCUUUAUUUACCAGCAUAUGGUGGGUGGACAUAUUCACCCAGCAUUUGGUCUGCAGCAGCACCUACAGCGCUUUGCUCACCCAGUUCUUCAAGGACCUCGACCUAUUCUGCCUGAGGAGGAGCACCAUCAAUCCUCGCCUCAGUCCUCCAUUCAUCACAUUCUCUCACCUAAAGACGAGGAUGUCUUGGAUUUGAGUAAGGAGCAAACACCGCUCCUGCAGCUCGGCAUGGCUAGUGAACUCACACCGCCUCAACAAAUUAGAGACACCAGCAAGGAACCUCCUCCUCUUCAACAGAGGAAUGAGUCUCAGGCUUCUCUUUCUCCAAAUCACUCGUCUCCUCAGUCCUCAUCUCCCCCGCGCUCAGAGACGUCAACACCACCUUCAAAGAAUCGACGAAAGGGCCGCACUUUCAAAUUAGAGCGUAUCGCUCUGCGACUUAGCGAAAGUGCUGAAGGCGAGAGCAGCGAACAUGACGAAGACAUGAGUAGGGAAAAUGAAGAAAGCCAGAGUAAGAUGUGUGAGAGCCGCAUGCCCCCACUCAUGCCCAUAGCGCAGCAUGGCACUACACAAGAUACCCAGCAGGCCUGGCAAAGUGCCCAUCAAUGCCAGUUUUGUGACGUGGCUUUCAAAGACGUGGUUAUGUAUACCAUGCAUAUGGGUUACCACGGCUACCACAACCCAUUCACCUGUAACAUGUGCGGUCACGAAGCCACGGACAAAGUGGCUUUCUUCCUCCAUAUAGCUCGGUCUUCACAUUCUUGAGCAUCGAUUUAUCUGCAUAGACGCGCUUAACAAUUUAGUGAUCUCACGUAUGUGAGGUGUGAUCUCAGAGAAGACUCACUGAUCUCGCUGGCUGGUGCUGGGCUCAAUGGUGACUGAAUCACCAAUUAUUCCCGAUUUAAGUGUGUAACCAUGUGCACAAGAGUCAUUUAACUCCAAUUCCCAGGCCCUAUAUGAAACCUACAGACUUAGCGCUUCCAGAUGAAAACAAUAUUCUUCCUAGUUCCCUGUUGUGGGUGCCCAUAGGCUAAUGGUUGUUGUUCAAUGAACUGCAUUAAAACGCAGAUUCUAGUCAGCUGUAGCAAUUGUACAUAAAAUAUAAAUAUAUGUGAGUGUAUUCCCUGUAAAUUCAUAUGAUGGUUUAGUUCAAACAUGUUAGAGAAAUUUCCUAAUGAAAUAGAAUGUCUCAUUAAAAUAGUCUUUAGACUUUAGCACAAUUCAGAGAAUUAAUAGUGUGAUUUGAAUAUUUUGUCUCAGUAUUAGUUUGGAUAAAUGCGGGUAUAACAUUGUAGCAACUUAGGUUUAAAGUUUAUGCAAUGAAAGUCUGUUCCACAAAGUUCAUUAGCUUCCCUUCUGUUUGUCAAACUUUAAAGUGACAUUUACGACAAAGAUCGUAACACUGUUCCUUCACAUUGUCCUCUGAAGAUAUAACGAAAAGGUCUCUGGAGAGAUUUUAAGAGCAUUAAUCUCUGGCUUAGGCCCAUUUCAAUAGAUAUGUAUCAUAGGCCUCAGUUGUGUAGGACUACAAGGCCUUGAUGAUGAA